AUGAGAGUUACUUGCGACAAGUCUAUCAACGGACGCUCGUUGAUAAUUACACCAAGAACUGUUACGAAGGAGGGCUACAUAGAUAUUAACCGAGACGACUACAAGGAUGUUCCAGAAGACCGAUACCUAGACAAGCACUAUUUCCCAUCUUCUUCGCAAGCAAGUUGUGCAACUAUCAGCCACGCAACUAGGCUCAAGGGCGCCAAUCGAAAGACAUCUAGACUAAGAGGCCUUCCUAACUACUUUGUGCGGCUGGAGUUCAUGCUUUCUGACCGAUGUUGGAGAUUCGGAUGCCAGCUCAACCGGGUUUGGCUUGACUGGGAGCUCGUGGCGACCGACACCUCCACCCACAGCGCCACCAAUAAUCCCAUUUCGAUUGUCCCAAACGCAGAGGUGAUCGCAGAAGUGAUCGCAAAAGAGAUCGCGGAUGUGAUUCCAACUAUCGCUAGAGAGGUUGUGAGGGCAAUCGUGCUAGACGAAAAAGCGGCAGAGGAGGCCAUCCGCCUGACACUUGUCUCCUGCGAUAUUGCAACACAUACCGUGUCCAGAACUUUCGCAAGACGCAUACUUUUGGAUGUUAGCGUUGGUCAAAUCAUGUCUUGCGAACCCCAUGCAAACUGGUGUACUGUGCUGACUGCCAAGAGCUGGGUUUUCUUCUUUGACGUGGCAACUGACACUCAGAAUGAGGAGACUAUCAGCCGGGCCAGAGCACCAUUAGCAGCUUGA
Colletotrichum lupini is the source of this 726-nucleotide messenger RNA. RefSeq names its product AdhA. Bases 1 to 726 code for a protein of 241 amino acids. The record is from RefSeq and is a predicted model, not a curated record. The transcript has 10 exons. NCBI's taxonomy places the organism in Eukaryota, Fungi, Ascomycota, Sordariomycetes, Glomerellales, Glomerellaceae.